This is a messenger RNA of Cordyceps fumosorosea ARSEF 2679, 1299 nucleotides long. RefSeq names its product aminotransferase family protein (LolT). The transcript is spliced from 2 exons. The record is from RefSeq and is a predicted model, not a curated record. NCBI's taxonomy places the organism in Eukaryota, Fungi, Ascomycota, Sordariomycetes, Hypocreales, Cordycipitaceae. Bases 1 to 1299 code for a protein of 432 amino acids.
AUGGAUGCUAGCGACUCCGGUGCCGUUGUGGUAUUUGGGACCGAGAUGCGGGAAAAACACUUCGCAUUUGCAGCGGGGUACCACCCGCUCAACCACGGAUCGUUUGGGACAUUUCCCAAAUCUGUGCUCGAAUACCAGCGGCAAUUGCAAGCAGCAAGCGAGGCCAGGCCAGACACCUGGAUUCGGUAUACCUACCUCGAUCUUUUGAGAGAAAGCCGCACGGCAAUUGCCUCAUUGCUCGGCGCGCAAGCAAGCGAAGUUGUUCUGGUGCCCAACGCUACGACGGGCAUGAACACGGUGCUGCAGAACCUUGUUUUCGAAGAAGGCGACGUGAUUCUAACUUUUAGCACCAUUUACGGAGCAUGCAACAAGACCGUUGAACGGCUCUCCGAGCUGUGUCCAGUGUCGUCGCACCAGAUCGAAAUCACCUACCCUAUAACCGACGACGAGAUUGUGGCUCGAUUCAACUCUGCCAUUCAACAUGUCAAGGAAAAGGGGAUGCGUCCUAAGCUCGCCAUUUUCGACACUGUUCUCACUUUCCCGGGCGUUUGCUUCCCAUGGGAGAUACUGGUGGCUGUUUGUAAAGAGCAAGGCAUCUGGAGUUUGCUUGAUGGAGCCCAUGGAGUUGGCCACAUUGAUCUCACCCAUCUGAGCUCCGUUGAUCCUGAUUUUAUGAUCAGCAACUGUUACAAGUGGCUCAUGGUUCCUCGCGGCUGUGCUGUGCUGUAUGUCUCACGUCGCAACCAACAUCUUAUCGCUUCUACCCUUCCGACCUCAUGGGGCUACCUGCCUAAGCCGAACCGUGCAGCUGUAUCUGCCCAUGACUAUUUCGAUCAACUUUUCGAUAAAGUAUCGACCAUCGAUAACACGCCGUACUGCUGCAUCCCAAAGGCUCUCGAAUUCCGGUCUCAGAUGUGUGGCGGGGAGUCAAAUAUUCGCAAGUACUGCUUCGCUCUUGCUCAGCAGGGUGCAGCUCGUAUGGCAGAGAUGCUUAGCACUGAAGCUCUGGAAACCGACUCUCGCUGCUGCUUCGCCAUGGUCCGCCUCCCGCUGACACUCGUCGAGCUCGGGGCUGAAAGCGAUGGCUUACCGGUGGCAAAGUGGAUGCAGGAGCUCACGCCGGCAGAAUACGAAACCUAUAUCCCCAUUAAGUUCUACGCCGGUCAAUUUUGGUGCAGGAUAUCGGCGCAAAUAUAUCUGACGAUUGCCGAUUUUGAAUGGGCGGCGGCGACGGUACUGAAGAUUUGUGGCCGAGCAAAGUCGCGGUUUGGGAACGGUAAAGGGCCCUCCUUGGUAUGA